UCUUCCCCAAAACACAACCUAUGUUGCUAUAAGGAAUCAAUUGAUUCCUUCUGGUGCAGAACUCAAUUUCCACCUUCAUCUUUCCAUUUUCUUCCUUCAAAUCUUCAUUUCAGAAAUCCCCUUUUCUUUAUGAUCCGGAAUCAAAAUAUAUACCUUUUUACCAUAGAAAUGCUUUUAAAAUGAAGUCUAGCUAGGCUUGAGAACGGUGAUGAUAAUGAUCAGUUGUCUACUGUUAUUCGAACUCUAUGUCGCUAAUCUGUGGCUGUGGCGGAGAGAAAUAACAAGGUUUGAAACUCGUUCUUUUUUGUCUUCGAAUGCUAUUAUGGCGAAAGGUCGGAGGUUAACCACGAGCAGAAGCGAGAGGUAUUUGGGGAGUUACGGCUACGGUAACGGCCAAGGGGCGAACGUGACCGACGUGUCGGAGCUUGGAGAGGAAGAUGUGUGGUCGACGGUUGACGAUGUUUCAGACAGAAACGACCCGGUGGUCGUUAGUAACAAUAAUUCUCAAAGCGAAUGGAGUCCACGCGCUUCGGUUGAGAGUAACGGGAGUUGUCGGCACCGUCGAAUACCACGUGACGACCGCCAAGUGGGAGGGUUGUCCCUGGCCUUCGAAACGGUGUCCUCACAGAGAAUUGUACACCAGUUAAGAGGCGGGAGUGACACCGUGGCUGCAUCCCCACGUGGGCAUCAAAUGGCCACGUCAGCACCUGUGAACGUCCCGGAUUGGAGUAAGAUUUACCGGGUUGACUCCGUCGAGUCAUUGCACGACUCGGACGACGGGUUGGAAGAUCGUGACUCAGAGAUGAUCCCCCCACACGAGUACCUGGCUCGGAGCCGCAGAACGGCCGGGGCUUCGGUUUUCGAGGGCGUGGGACGGACCCUCAAGGGACGCGACUUAAGGCGCGUGAGAGACGCAGUGUGGAGCCAAACCGGAUUUAAUGGUUAAGUAAUUGAUUGAUUAUUAUAAUAUUAUAAUUAUCCAUUAAAAAUACAUUUUAUAUUUUUUCUUGAGCAAUGAUUCCGUUGAGUUGGACUCGGAAGCUAAGUUAAACUCAGCAACGACUGAGCUCAAGCCUGCUAUAUGAAGUGACAACAAAAGGGUGUUUUUUGCGGUGGCGGAGGGUGGCGGUGGCGGCUAAAUUUCAUAACCAGAUCUUGUCUUUAGGCAGGAGCUCUCUCUUCUCAACUUACAUUUCAUGAAUUAUUAUAGUCUUUGUUUCAGAUUGUGGUAGUUUAAUGUAAUUGUUUUGCUGUAAAGACAAGCUGUGGGUCA
Molecule: messenger RNA, 1273 nt
Organism: Pistacia vera
Lineage: Eukaryota; Viridiplantae; Streptophyta; Magnoliopsida; Sapindales; Anacardiaceae
Exons: 2
Coding region: 209-946 (245 amino acids)
Source: RefSeq, a predicted model, not a curated record